Hemicordylus capensis (graceful crag lizard) is the source of this 5095-nucleotide messenger RNA. RefSeq names its product golgin A2 (gene GOLGA2). The transcript is spliced from 29 exons. Gene Ontology annotation, cellular component: Golgi apparatus; Golgi cis cisterna; Golgi cisterna membrane. Lineage: Eukaryota; Metazoa; Chordata; Lepidosauria; Squamata; Cordylidae. Gene Ontology annotation, biological process: Golgi organization. The coding region runs from base 173 to 3412 and encodes 1079 amino acids. Gene Ontology annotation, molecular function: protein binding. The record is from RefSeq and is a predicted model, not a curated record.
UCAAGGCCGCGCCUGCGCACGGCUGCCUCUCGCUCCCCCGCCCGGGUGAGCCACCCGGACAGGCAGGCCGCGGGCGGAGCCUCGCCUUCCCUCGGCUCCUCCGGCUCUGGCUCUUUCUCCCCACCCACCCUCGUCCCUCACCGGGCUGACGUGGCCCGGGCCCGGCUCGGACAUGGCGGAGGGGAGCAGGCAGAGCAAGCUGGCGGCGGCUAAGAAGAAGCUGAAGGAAUAUCAGCAGAAGAAUAGCCCUGGGUCAACAGCUGGAGCCAAGAAGAAACGCAAAGGUAAAGAAGGAAGUAGACCGGAAACUCCAACUAAUGACGGCAGGGAGUCUCCUGAAAACAUUCAGAACAUUCUGAAGGUGCUGGUGUCAGACCUUAACCGCUCCAAUGGGGUAGCCAUACCUUCAUUGGACAAGAGGAAGGCAUACUGUGAUGGUGAUGUUGCCACUCAUGAUGAACAACUUGCUGCUGGUGUCCCCACGUUGUCUAACAGCAACAGUGUGCUUAGCUCUGCUGCUCCCGGUCCCGAUAGUCUGCAGCUGUCACAGAUCUAUGACUCUGAUCAUAAAAAUGCCUUGGAAGAAAAUAGGUCCCUCUCAUUGACAGAGAGUCUCCGCCAGCUCUCUGAGCAGCUUAACGGCAUGGUCAGCCAGCCCACAGCCUAUGUGAAUGGGGAAAGUGCCACGUCUUCCACGGAUAUGAAAGAGAUGGCGACACGUUACCAGGAGCUGGCAGUAGCCCUAGAUUCCAGCAAUCUAACAAACAAACAACUCAGUACAAAGAUAGAGGAAUUGAGAUUGGGGCUAAGCGUGCUAGGCUCAAGCACAGAGGUAACACGCGGCCAUCUUUUCAGCAUUUGUGGUGCAGUCAAUGAGCCCGUUUGUCUUCUCGCUUGCAAACAGCAGAACCAAGAAGCUAUGGACCAGCUGGAGAAGGAAAAGAAGGGAUUUGAGCAGAAAUUUGCAAAAGAGCAAGCAGCAUUGCGAGAACAGUUACAGGUCCACAUUCAGACCAUAGGCAUCCUGGUUUCGGAGAAAUCGGAGCUGCAGACGGCCCUCGCACAUACACAGCAGGCUGCUCGGCAGAACGCAGGAGAAGCAGAGGGCCUCGCGACUCGGCUGCAGUCCUCGCGCCAGAGGAUAUCCGAGCUAGAGCAUACGCUCUCCUCCCUCUCCACACAGCAGAAGCAGACAGAGAAACAUAAUAAAGAGCUGGUGAAGGAACGGGAUGGCCUGAAACUGGAGGUCUACAAGCAGAGUAAAAGUAGUGAAGAACUGAAGCAGCAGAACUCGGAGCUGUCAGAGAAGCUCCACAGCCUGAUCUCUGAAAACUCAGCGAUGAAACUGGAUGUGCAGGAUCUACACAAGAAACUGGAAAUGGCAGAGCUGAUGAUUCAGCAGUUUGCGAGCCAGCCAGGGAUCCCGGAUGCCACUCAGCAGCUGCAGACGGCACUGGAAGAGCGGGCUAACUUGGAAGCCCAACUCGCCCAGCUGUCAGAAUCGAUCCAGCAACUCCAGGCCGAGCGGGACCAGUAUGUCCACAAGCUGAAGGAGGAAGGAGGGGUCUGGCAGCAGCGGGUACAGCUGCUCUCCGGGCAGGUCCAUGCCUUGGCGGAAGAAAAAGACCUGAACGUGACGCGCAUUCAGGAGCUGGAAGCCAACCUGUCCGAGUUGCUCAGCAGCCAGUCGGCCGCCAAGCUCCAGGCGAGCGAGCCUGCCCCCGCGGCGGGGCCCUCGGACGCGGAGCUGGGCCUGCGCGAAGAGCUCCGCCGGCUGCAGCAGGCGAAGGAGGAGCUUCGCGGGCAGUGCCAGGCCCAAGUGCGGGACAACGAACAGCUGAGCCGCCUCAACCAGGAGCAGGAGGAGCGGCUGCUGGAGCUGGAGAAGGCGCUGCAGCGCUACUCGGAGGAGGCCGUGGACAGGCAGCAGAUCCUGGAGAACAUGCAGAGCGACAAGGCCACCAUCAGCCGGGCCGUGACCCAGAACCGGGAGCUCAAGGAGCAGCUGGCGGAGCUGCAGAACGGGUUUGUCAAGCUGACCAACGAGAACAUGGAGGUGACGAGUGCCUUGCAGUCGGAGCAGCAUGUGAAGAAGGAGCUGGCCAAGAAGAUUGGGCAGCUGCAAGAGAAUCUAGGCGAACUCAAGGAGACGGUGGCGCAGAAAACGCAGGAGGCCCAGGCCCUCCAGGAGCAGCGCGACCAGUACUACGGCCACCUCCAGCAGUACACAGCCGCCUACCAGCAGCUCGCCAGCGAGAAGGAGGAGCUGCACAAGCAGUACCUCCUCCAGAUGCAGCUCAUGGACCGCCUGCAGCAUGAGGAGGUCCAGGGCAAGGUGGCCGCCGAGGUGCACUUCAAGGAGCUGCAGCAAGCCAAGGAAAGCCUGGACAGCGUUGCCAAAGAAAACCGAGAGCUGCAGGCCCACGUCAGCCAACUCAUGGCCGAACUGGAUGCGAAGAUGUUGUUGCCCAGGGCGGAAGGAGAUGGUGUGGAAACGGAAGAGAUGGUUGAGGACACGAGGACUCCUUCGCCCAUGAUCCCAGAGGACUUUGAAAGUCGAGAGGAAAUGGUGGCUUUCUUGACCUCUGCCGUGUCCCAAGCGGAGACGGGGCGCGAGGAGAUGAGGCAGCAGCUGGCGGAGCAGCGGCGGCAAUGCAGAGCCCUCCUGCAGCAGGUCGCCACGCUGAGGCAAGAGCAGCAGCUGCACGUUGCGUCCAGAGGAGAUCUGGCCGCAGAUUCUGUUCCAAGGGAGGUGCACGAAGCCUUAAAAAGUGCCAUGGAGAAGCUGCAGUCCCGGUUCACGGACCUGAUGCAUGAAAAGGCAGAGCUGAAGGAACGGGUGGAAGAGCUCGAGCACCGCUGCAUACAGUUGUCGGGAGAAACGGACACCAUCGGUGAGUACAUUGCCUUGUACCAGAGUCAAAGGGCUAUUCUGAAACAACGCCACCGUGAGAAAGAGGAGUACAUCAGUCGACUGGCCCAAGACAAGGAGGAGAUGAAGAUGAAAUUACUGGAGCUCCAAGAGUUGGUGAUGCGCCUGGUUGGAGAGCGAAACGAAUGGUACACCAAGUACAUGACAGCCACUCAGAGCUCGGAGCCACAGCCCAGCCUGGGGAGUGAGGCCGCUGCCACGGCAGAGAAGCGCCUUGAGCUGAACGCAGCUGAUGGCGAAGGACUGCGGGAAGUGAGUUUGUCGGAUGAGCUGGAACAGGAAUCCACGAUGCCUCCGCCCCAUGCGGACGGCAGAGCCCCCGCGCCUGCCGCUCAGGACCCCACGGCGAAGCAGAUCAUGCAGCUUCUACGUGAAAUUCAAAACCCACGGGAGAGGCUGGGCUCCCUCUUGGAAAACCCCUGCAUUCCCUUCUUCUACCGGGCGGACGAGAAUGACGAAGUCAAGAUCAUGGUGGUUUAACCAACUUCCCGAACCUGGCACCAAACCUGCAAGGACACCGUGGGCCCUGUGUGUUCUGUCCCGCAAGCUGGGCAGAACUGGAGUGCCGGGCGGCGUGUGCUAGUCCUUCCCAUGGCUGUUCCUGAGCAGAUCCCAUGGGGCCCUGGUUUCUGGGUUUCAAGGAGGAGGCUUGGUUCUCCUGGUUUCUGCUUCUAGAAGCUGGUGACUUUCCUCCACCUGUUACAGUAGCCGUUGGCCCAUCGUCUUCCCACUGAUUUAUUCUGGGCUAGGAGUGUGGGCUCCGAUUGGCCGCCCCUCUGCUUUACUGCACAGCCAGCCUCUAUCGGCUGCCUUCAUGUAGCCCUCCCUAAAGCACAGGCUGGCGGGCUGGUUGCCUCUCUAGGCAGGCUCUGCCUCUCUUUGCUUCGAGGGGCCGCUUCAUGGGCUGUCUUUCCAGUUCCCCAGCUCAGGUGGGCUUCUUGGCUGCCUUGGUGCAGGUGAUGCGAGGGUGGGAUGGAAAACACACCUGCACUUUGAAGAGCGAUGUACUGUGCUGUCUCUGCAUUGGAGGAUUUUAUUUAUUUUUAAAGAUGGGGCAACAUAAAAGAAAAAAAAGCGAAUCACUGAACAAGCAAACGUUUUUGUGUUGAUUUCUGCGAUUUCUGCUCCCCAUAACUGGGUCUCCUUUCUUUCUGCUUGGGCGGUGGCUUUCCUGGUUUUUUUGGAAUGAGUUUUCUCCCCUGUACUCGGGUUUUACAGGGCAAAGCAGAUGAUUUCUAUGAAGGAGCACAAAGAGAGGUGUCAUGUGACAGUUGCCAGUGAGAGUGGGGUGUGUGUGUGUGUGAGCACCGGAGGGAGGGGACAACUCUGAGAGUGGUCUGUGUGUUCGGAGGCCAGCUAUGGGAGAGCUGUGCAUGAUUGCAUUUGCACAUGGGCAGCCAUUGUUGGCUGGCGAUGUGAUUUCCUGUAAACCAGUUCUACCUGGAGGGAGAUGGUACUAGCGAGGUGGACAGUUGUGCUGAUUUGCACUUCCCUCGACAGGGUUCUGCCAAUUGCUGAUGUCACUGCUGCUUCCAUUGGAGUCAGAACCUUUACUUCCGGUAGCCCGGCUAGAAAUGAUCCAUCCAAAGCUUUCAAAACAGUACGACUCAUCCCUGCCCAGUUUUUCCACUUGUGCAAAAUGUGGACUAAAUCACUGACUCUUCCCGAUUUUAGGUAGUUGUCUCUCUGGGAAUCCCCCGCAGGGCAACAGAGGAGGCAUCAAAGAGAGUGGUACCGCCACGGUUUUGACUGUCAGUGUUAUUCCCUCAGUGCAUUGCAUUGGGGGUCCUAGCAAAGCAGCCCCACCUGCUCCUGUUUGCACGAGUUAAAUGUGUACAUUAGUGUAUCUGUGUAAUAUUUUUGUAUAUAUCUUGAAUAAUGAGAAGAAAAUGCUUUGGCAGCAUUUCGGGCUGCUGGAAGGCUACUCAUAACCUUGUAUUAUAUUAAGAAAAAAUGAUCUAACUUCAAGUUGGGUGGGGCAGGGAUGUGAUUUAAUAUAGAACACUAUUAAAUAUUUAUUGGGUGUCUGGUUUCCAGGAAUGUGAAAGGGGAAGAGAGAGAGGAAAAAAACCCUUGUUAGAGAAAUCUUGCAUUCUGUUACAGAAAUAAUUUAAUCCUGUUAUAAAUUUGUUCUUUCUGAAUAAACCUGUUCCACCUAGCACA